AUGCCAUAUUCGAGGCUUGCCCGGGGCACUCGUCAUUUGUCUAGACCGUUCAAGACGCAAAUCACGCCCUCAUGUGCCAGGUUCGUCUCCGGAGAUGGCCCUACGCGGCCUCCGCCGGCUUAUCCUGGACAUGUACCCUUGAACUGGUUUGAGAAUGCGUUUCUGGCCGCAGGCUCGGCUGUCAUGGGUCUUGUGAGCCCGAACCGUGGAGAUAUGAUCGCCGCUCUUGGCGAAACAACAGCGGGCCCUUCGUUACCCCGGCUUAGGGAUGUCAUGCUGAAGGACCCAGAGGGCCGACGAAUUCUAAAAGACCGACCGCGCAUUAAUUCGGACACCAUUGAUCUCGAUGCCCUGUCCAAGCUCCCUGAAAAUUCUUUCGGUCGUGCGUACUCCGACUGGUUGAAUCGAUGUGGAGUGACUCCGGAUACUCGGGAACCAGUGCACUACAUAUCAGAUCCAGAACUCGCAUUCGUGAUGCAACGUUAUCGAGAGUGUCACGACUUCUAUCACACAAUCUGUUCCAUGCCUGUGUCGGUGACCUACGAACUCGCACUCAAAUUCUUCGAAUUCGCAAAUUUGGGAUUACCAGUUGCAGGAAUAUCUGCCGCAUUCGGGCCCCUUCGCCUUUCUUCCAAACAAAGAGCAAGGUUAUAUUCGGAUUAUGUUCCAUGGGCUUUGCGGUGUGGGUCGUCUUCGAACUGCCUAAUCAGUAUUUAUUGGGAAGAGCGAUGGGGGCAAGACAUCGGCGAGUUGAAAGAAGAGCUGGGAAUUUGGGACCCUCCCCCUGCUGUCUGGCCCAAAAAGUUGAACGAAGCUGCCGAGGCAGCAAAGGGAAAGUAG
Cantharellus anzutake is the source of this 840-nucleotide messenger RNA. RefSeq names its product coenzyme Q biosynthesis protein Coq4-domain-containing protein. The record is from RefSeq and is a predicted model, not a curated record. Lineage: Eukaryota; Fungi; Basidiomycota; Agaricomycetes; Cantharellales; Hydnaceae. The coding region runs from base 1 to 840 and encodes 279 amino acids. The transcript has 3 exons. Gene Ontology annotation, biological process: ubiquinone biosynthetic process. Gene Ontology annotation, cellular component: mitochondrion; mitochondrial inner membrane.